AUGUGCCCUCAAGCCUUCAUCCCGGAAUUAGCUUGGUUUAAAGUGAUGUUAUACGUGGCAACCAACUCCUCGGAAGAUCUCUUUCGUAUGGCAUGUGUGUGCCGAUUGUUCAAUACGUUGGCAAACACUCCACAAGUGUGGAACACAAUUUCAAUGGAAAAGUACCAAGACCAUCCUAACUGGUACUAUGCGCAGCGCAGGCAGGGUAAUGUGGAAGCAUUGUCUGGGAUGCGCGUUGCAGCCACGGCAGGCCAUAUGGAAGCGUCAUAUCUAGUUGGACUACUUGGCAUGUCCGGAAUUGGUCAGUCAAAAGAGGAUGCAUUAGAAUUCUUGUGUUCUUUGAAUCAACGUAACAACAUUGAUAUGAAAGGAACCAGGGAUGCUUUGAGACGACGAUUAAGCGGAAUUUUCUCUGUUGGAAGACAUAUCGUAGAUAUGUUUCACUAUGGGAAGAUUAAGUUCAAUCAGUGCAGCGCUUGUAACAACAACGACUGGUGUUUUGUUAUUCCAGGCUGGCCUAGUGAAGAAAAGAUCAAUCCUGCCUUCUGGACUUGUUGCAAUCGAUGCAAAUGGCACCGUGAGAGUGUUUUUUGGUUCAAGGUGAUGCGUGUCUAUGUUGUGCCAGGGAAUCCAUACCCUUAUAAUUAG
Prunus armeniaca (apricot) is the source of this 648-nucleotide messenger RNA. Lineage: Eukaryota; Viridiplantae; Streptophyta; Magnoliopsida; Rosales; Rosaceae. The record is from the annotation of a GenBank genome assembly.